Messenger RNA from Trypanosoma theileri, 1626 nucleotides. Its product is annotated as COP9 signalosome complex subunit 12. The coding region runs from base 1 to 1626 and encodes 541 amino acids. Gene Ontology annotation, biological process: poly(A)+ mRNA export from nucleus; transcription elongation by RNA polymerase II; post-transcriptional tethering of RNA polymerase II gene DNA at nuclear periphery. The record is from RefSeq and is a predicted model, not a curated record. Gene Ontology annotation, cellular component: transcription export complex 2. The transcript has a single exon. NCBI's taxonomy places the organism in Eukaryota, Euglenozoa, Kinetoplastea, Trypanosomatida, Trypanosomatidae. Gene Ontology annotation, molecular function: RNA binding; double-stranded DNA binding.
AUGCGGUGGGAAAGCCGCAAGUCAGAGCCGCAUGGUGUAUUGCGUAUAUCAACAGUGUGGCUGCAACACACAGCUGAUGCUAUUGCCACACGCAACGGUGUGUUAUUAACCGACUGCGUUGCGCUUGCAGAAGAUGGUGGAGCAGCAGAAGUCCCAACAGCUGAGGAGUUAACACACAUUCAGACAGCCGUACAUCAACUGCAUCAAGCACUUACAGAGCGGGUGGAACAAACACACAGCAGCCGACGGGAGUCACGCAGUGAACACACAGAAGAUGUAAAGGAACGUCAAUUAUAUGUGGAGGUGAUGGUGCGGGUGGCUAUUACCGGGGUACUCGCAAACUACCACCGCAUGAAAUCUAAUAUCAACAACGACAACAACAACAGCAACAGUAAUGGAGAGGAGAACAACAAGAACAGUAAUGACAACAAUAGUAAGCCUUCCCAACGGUAUGCAGAUACGCUUGCACGUGGUCUUCUAUAUGCAUUUGAAGUAUUUCAGGAAGUACACACUAUGCGUCGCGGUCACUACCCAACACACCGCCGCGGUGGAAGUACUGUUGGCACUGUUGGCUGGGAUACAUUGUUGUUAUUGCACUUUGUUCACCGUAUUCCACGCAUUGCACGAGAUGCCAGUGAGAGUGUGAUUGAUGAAGCCACUGGUCAGAUUGUGCGCAGUUGGCGUAAGUUGUUGCAAGCCUUACAAGUAGCCGAUCCACAUGAACCACCAGAACACUCCCGUCGUCGUGGGGCACUUGCGGUGUGUAAUGGUUUAUUAAGUAUUCUCUUUCAUCGCUACAACACUCAUCAAUGCCGUGUGCUCUUUAACGCCGUAGAACAGAAUGAACGCAAUGUGGGUACUGGCAAUGAUGGAAGUAAAUCUAUUCUACGCCCGGCGCAGCACAUGACGGCGGAGAUGAUAACAUUCUAUUACUAUAAGGGACGUAUUAUGUUGUAUGAUCGCCGAUUUAAAGAAGCACAUGAGGCCCUACGAGAGGCAUAUCAUCUUCUCCCACCACCAGGCGAGGGAACAGAAAUCCAACAGCGGAAUAAACAACGUGUACGCUUCUAUCUCACCGUUGCGGGUAUCGCCGAUGGAAAGGUGGUGCCGCAGGAGAUUUUACAACGGGAUGAUCUCAUUGAUUAUGUCUUUACACCUAUGCUCAAUGCAGCCGCUCGUGGGGAUCCACACGCCUUUACACACGCCGUAGAGACAUUCAGCACACUUCUCCGUAGACGUGGGGUGUACUUUUUACUGCAGCGGGCUAAACUGUAUUGCUUUCUCGUUCUUCUCGCACGCACCCACAUCGCACUGGGCGCCUGCACUGGCGUUGAUAAUAGUCGUAUUCCUCUCUCAGUUCUCACAGCCGCCUAUACCCACAUUCUGCAGGAGGGAAAGAGUACCGAAAAGGAAAAGACACCAUUAAAACAGAAAACACAAAAACGGCAACGGGGAGAUGAUAUCAUUGAGGAUGAAAAUGUUAUGACAGAUGAUCAGAUGACUUGGUGGACGGCUAAACUAAUCGCUAGUGGUCUUGUACGUGGUUAUAUCUCCUACGAGCAUAAAACUAUUGUCUUGUCGCGUCAAGCACCUUUUCCUACAUUAGCAGAACAGUCGCGUAAAUAA